This is a messenger RNA of Eurytemora carolleeae, 1542 nucleotides long. RefSeq lists its product as uncharacterized. Lineage: Eukaryota; Metazoa; Arthropoda; Copepoda; Calanoida; Temoridae. The record is from RefSeq and is a predicted model, not a curated record. Bases 3 to 1451 code for a protein of 482 amino acids. The transcript is spliced from 13 exons.
AAAUGUUACCUUUUGAGACAUUGGAUAAAGCAGAACUUAACAGUGUAAGAUUGGACCUUGUUCAUCAACUUCAGUGUUUUAAAUGCUCAACCGAAGAAAAAGGGAUCCUUCGAGAUAUUCUUGUUGAUAUACUGAACCUUCAACAUGGACUAGAGGAUAACCUUCUUGUUAUACAACAGAUCCAACAAGUAGAUCCAGGGACAAGAGAAGAUUAUAAAGAGCUGGCUUUAAAUACAGCAAGGCAGCAUAUUAUAGACAUUAAUUCAGUUUAUCAACAAGGACUAGACUGGUUAAAGAAUGAUCAAGUUUGUGAUACUCUUGAACUAGAUGAUGAAGAUGAUAGUUUAGUUCCUGAUAUGAAUUUGGAUCAACUCUCCUCAGAUUGUUUUAAAUCCAAGAACGUAGAAGAAAUGACACCACAAAGUUCUUCAGAUGGAGAUGAAACGUUACCUAUAGAUAAAGAAACAAACGUUUCAAAAAAGCAUGAAAUAGAAGAAGGGAGUUUGAUGAACUCUAAGAGUGAAGAUGAGAUACGUGUGAGGGCCCCGAACUGGUCUGACCGACAGUCAACCUGCCUAAAGGAUCUGAUAAAAAACCUAGAUGGAGGUGACAUUUACACUGCAAUUCUUGAUCCUAAGAAGACCAUGAAGGGAAAAGAGAGAAAGAAGAGAGCUUGGGAUAGAGUGUACAGAGAGUUCAGAAAAAUCCCCGGGAAUAAAGUUUUUAAACUUAAACACAUCCUUUGCAAAUACAAGAACAUUAAGAACGAGUUAAUAGAGGAGAGAAGGUUUCAGGCAGAUGGUUUACCUUAUUACUCUUCAAAUGGUGAAGACUGGAUGAGGACUAAUCAAGCUGGUGAUACUCUUGGUUUUAAUGAAGAAGAUUUUAAAGAAGAUCUUGAAGUAGUUCCUGAUCUUGAUCUUGAUCAGAUAUCUUCAGAUAGUUCGGGAUUUAACAAAAAUAUAGAAACUAACUCAGAGUUUGAUAAGCUACCCAGAGAUCAAGAGGGGAAUGCUGCAAUUAUGUUUUUUAAUGAAGAAAGGAAUAAAAGAAGGUUGGUGAAAUCUGUGCGUGGAGGUGGAAAACGUCGAAGGGCACCAAACUGGUCUGAGCAGCAGACAGCUUGCCUCAUGGAUCUGAUCAAAACCCUGGAUGGGGGAAAAAUCUACACCAUCCUCCUCAACAACAACAAGACUAAGGUCGGGAUAGAGAGGAAAGAAAGAGCUUGGGAUAGAGUGUACAGAGAGUUCACAAAAAUCCCUGGGAAUAAAGUGUUUAAACUUAAACACUUAUUUUUCAAAUACAAGAACAUCAGGAAAUUAAACAAGGAGUUAUUAGAAGAGAAAAGGUCUCAUGCAGUUCAGACGGAUGGUUUACCUCACUACUCUUCUAACGGUGAGCACUGGGGGUUUACGUUUGAUGACAUCCCGUCAUAUAUAUUUUAUUUAUAGUAUUUUACAUUUAAGCUCUGUAAAACAUGUAAUGUUUAGUACAUGUACAUUUUGGUGACCCAAAUUUAUGUAAAUUUUGUUUUUUUCUGAA